AUGCCACUAUUGACAACGGAUAUGAACAUUGCUGGUGCCUUGAAAAAGGUGAACCUGAUUCCCGAACGUAACUUCACUGCAUCAUCGUUGUUGCAGAUCACGUAUCCUGGCGACAAGGAAGUGUUGCUGGGCAACACAUUGACACCGAGCGAUGCUGCCGAGCAACCGACAGUGACCUUUGUUCCGCCCGAAGAAUCGGCUGCAUACACCAUCGUCAUGACCGACCCCGAUGCCCCUUCAGCAACGGAUCAUAAGUUUGGGCCAUGGCGCCACUGGAUAGCCGUAAAUGUGCCAGGCAACGAUCCAUCAAACGUGGCGCAGCAUCAUACGCCCUACAUUGGCCCUGGUCCUGGCCCCGGUACCGGCGUCCACCGUUAUCUGUUCUUACUCUACAAGCAAGCGCAACCUAACUCCACCUUUGCACCUAUGGCGCAUGAAGAGAAGCCCGAUCGCCGUAACUUUGAUCUCAAACACUUUGUCACAGAGAACCAGUUAGAGCUAGUUGCUGCCAACUUUUUCCUCUGUUCUGCACCUUGA
Zychaea mexicana is the source of this 537-nucleotide messenger RNA. Its product is annotated as phosphatidylethanolamine-binding protein. The transcript has 3 exons. NCBI's taxonomy places the organism in Eukaryota, Fungi, Mucoromycota, Mucoromycetes, Mucorales, Lichtheimiaceae. Bases 1 to 537 code for a protein of 178 amino acids. The record is from RefSeq and is a predicted model, not a curated record.